Triticum turgidum subsp. durum (durum wheat) is the source of this 792-nucleotide messenger RNA. NCBI's taxonomy places the organism in Eukaryota, Viridiplantae, Streptophyta, Magnoliopsida, Poales, Poaceae. The record is from the annotation of a GenBank genome assembly.
AUGGUGAUCGAGCAGCACCUGGAUCCUAAGCUCGCCAAUCCUCCUGAGAAUGAGAAUGGCGGUGGCGGCGACCUCGUCGACGCGCUCAUCGCCCUCUGGAAGGAGGACCCUGGGUUCACCAGGGACCAUGUCAAGGCCCUAAUCUUUAACACGUUCAUCGCCAGCAUUGACACGAGCUCGGUGACCAUCCUGUGGGCAAUGUCGGAGCUGAUCCGGAAGCCACACGUGCUGGGCAAGGUGCAGGCCGAGAUCAGGGCCGUGGCGGGCGGCAACGUCAACGGGAGGGUGCUGUCAGAAGACGUGUCCAGGCUCACCUAUCUCAACAUGGUGGUGAAGGAGACCCUCCGGCUGCACCCGCCGGCACCACUGCAGCUGCCGAGGGAGACGAUGCGGCACAUCCAGGUGGCCGGGUACGACGUGCCGGCCAAGACGCGGGUCUACGUCAAUGCGUGGGCCAUCGGCAGGGACCCGGCGAGCUGGCCGGACGGCCCGGAGGAGUUCAACUUCAACCCCGACAGGUUUGAGGGGAGCGACGUAGACGUCAAGGGCGAGCAUCCCGAGCUGAUGGCGUUCGGCAUGGGGCGCCGGAUAUGCCCCGGCUUGUCCAUGGCCAUGGCCACUGUGGAGUUCACCCUUGCUAACCUGCUCUUCUGCUUCGUCUGGGCGCUUCUGGUGGGGCUGGCGGCGGACGACGUGAGCAUGGAGGAGGAAGGACGGGUCGUGUUCCACCGCAAGACGCCGCUCGUGCUCGUGCCCACUGCUUACGUACCGCUACGGCCACGUCCUUGCUGA